AUGCCUUUCUUCCUGCAACCAGGUGAAAAGCAGAAAUGCUGGCCUCCUAAGGCCACUCACACGGCCAGCCAGAGAUACUCACCGCAUGCAGCGGCGGCUUGGUGGGACACAGACUGGCUCACACCCCAUCAUAGGCAAGCGCAGACACCAGAGGAGAUAGGCAAAAAAUUCCACAAAUCUCAGGCAUCUGUGCCCCAAGACACACGGGACACCGGCAAGCUGCUCCAACGCACACCUAAGCCCAGAGAGCUGGUGCAGGCCGAGAUAGGGGUCUAUGACUACCAGGAGAAGGAUGGGGUGAGUGAAGACACACAGGGACAACCCACAGGGGGGGCUACAAACCCCAGCCAACAUAGAACCUGCAACAAAACAGGACAUUGA
Molecule: messenger RNA, 381 nt
Organism: Pelobates cultripes (western spadefoot toad)
Lineage: Eukaryota; Metazoa; Chordata; Amphibia; Anura; Pelobatidae
Source: the annotation of a GenBank genome assembly